CUCGAACGGGCUGAGUGACUCGAAGGAGCAUAACGAGUCCAUGGCAACGAGUAUCGUGCUACCUUCUGACCUGCACAUGAGGCGGUGGCACGAAACCCAACAACAACAACUCUCCCAACAACCCUGUCCCACCUCGUCGUCAUUCUCGUCCAGCAGUCCCCCGUCCAAUCUGACGUCGAGCGCACAACCGCCACCACCAUCUAUGGCCACGGGCGAUGCACCGUCGCACAGGCCUCGUCUUCCGUCAUUUGGGGACUUCCUCUCCGGGGCCUCGCACAACAAUCUCGGGCCCUUCCAGCCUGCCCAGCCCUCGCCUUAUCAUGCUCCGAGCAGCUCGAUCCGCGGAGACGGGCCCCCUCCCGCCAACGGCACGGGGGUCCAACACCACGUUGCUCAACACAAUGCCUACGGCCCCAUGUCGGAGAGGACUUCGAUGCAGACGCCCGGCCUCCCUGGUCCUUACCACCAGCUUCCUCAGGUAAACAGACCCGAUGCAAAUCCAGCACAAUACUGGGGCUAUCCCCAGUCGUCCUCUCUCGCGCAUGACAAUCGUGGUGCACCCUUCCCGUCACCCGGCAUCGGAUCGCCUGGCCCCUCGAUCGACCAUGGCUACGGCCGAACGGUGAUGAGAGAGGAGGUGCUACCCGGCAAAGGGCCGUGUUACAUCUACGACGACGGCACGUUUUGUCAAAAGAUGAUCAACGGCGACACGGUCAAUCCGAAAUGGGGCACCACCAAGGCGGGCAAGCCUCGAAAACGGCUGGGCCAGGCCUGCAACACAUGCAGGGAGAAGAAGAUAAAGUGCGACCCCGGCGUGCCCAAGUGCGCCCAGUGCCAGAAGUUUGGCCGUGAUUGCAGAUUCGACACGACACCACGCACGUCCUCUUCGAGACAAGCCGGGACCGGUUCGAAUUCCUCGACAUAUUCACCUUCUCGUUCGUCGCCGCCUGAAGUGCAGCAAGACGCGCAAUCGUUUCGGAGGGAAUCGAACGCAUCCACAGACUGGGCUGGCGUCGGCCUGAAGAAUGUGCGCAGGUCCUCAAUGGCACUCGAGAGCCUCUUAUCCCCUGCCACCGAAGACGGAGUGGCCGCAGACGACGAUUCCUCGGAGAUCCUUCCCCCGGCAAAACGCGCCCGCAUCUCGAUGUCUCCUCGACCCGGCUCAGAACCCGAGAGCCUGAGCAUGGGGACACUGAUGAGCACAAUCGUUUCCCCGACCACCGUGUCCAGAUUUUCCAGCGCCACGGACCCGACUGAAAUCGACCGUAGCCUGACCUUGCACUACGUGGCCAAGUACUUUGCCUACGUUGAAAGUGCCACGUACGGCACCCUCCCCACCAAGGACUUUACGCGAUGGGUCAAGGAGUGCCCCAGCAAGUCCGGCGCGGACCGCAUGUUGCUCUAUGCCAUGAUGGCCAUGGGGUCCGUAUUUGUGCGGCGUCCCGAGGCCGAAUCCCAUCGCGUCAUCUUCGCAAAGAUCGCCGAGGAAGCAUCGCGCAACAACGCCGACGAGCUCACGCUGCAGCUGCUGCAGACUCGGCUCAUCCUGGCCCUGUUGGCCUUUUCCCAGGGCCAGUACAACAAGGCGUGGGACCUGUGCGGUUCGGCCCUGCGGACCGCUUUUGGCCUCAAGUACAACACAGAGGUCGGGGUGCGUGCCGUCGCGGAGACGGGCGCGACCGAGUUUGGACUCGACUACGACACGCUGGUGGAAUGCAGGAGACGGACCUUCUGGUCCGCGUACGUCAUGGAUUGUUUCGACGGGUGUUGUUCAGCCACGAUCGCUCACCUGUUCCGAUCCCAAUGCCACAUACGGCUGCCGUGUGGGAGAACUGCGUACGAGGCCGGUAACAUCCUAGCCACACCUUUCGAGCUCGGUGGUUGUGGUGGAAAUAACGUUCAACAUCAACAGCAGCAGCAGCAGCACGGCGCCGGCGAUGUGUCUCGCGUGGGACUUUUGGGGUACCUGGUCGAGAUCGCCACCAUCUUCCACGACGUGGUGGACAAGACCAGCCGCCUCAGUCCCGACAACCCGGAGAGAUACGCCGCAGAAAUGGAACACUUUUACCACCACACCAAGGCCCGGCUGUGCGCGUGGGAGGAUCAAGUGCGGACCAUGUCUCAGGGAAGUCGCAACGGCGACGAGGUGGUGGACUCGGUCCACGGUCUGCACAUCAUGUACCACUACACGGCCAUCACGCUGCACCGAUACGUGCACCACGCGGCGCUCGAGCCCAAGGCUGUGACGGAGCGCAUCACGGCGUGCCACGACCACGCCGAGGCCAUGCUGAGGACGGUGCAGCGGCUCAGCAACCACGAGGAGCGCGACCCCUAUUUCCGAUUCGCCACGACCAGCCCGUUCAACGGCUUCGCCAUCACCGCCGCCCUGGACGUCAUCACGGCGGCAGGCACGCUUUCGGACCUGAUGGACUCCCAGAGCAGGACCAUGUCGCUCGUGUCCAGCGGGCUGGAGGCGCUGGAGAGCCUGGUCGGGUUCUGGCACAGUGCCCAUCGACAGCGGGAAAUGGUCAAGAAGCGGCUGGGGACGUUGAUGUCGGCCAUGAAAAUGGCCUCGCACAUGGCCGGGGCGUACUACUUUGGCGAGUCCAUGGAGAGCCCCUUUAGGCCGGAACAGGAUGUGGUGUACGGGGUCGGACGUGAGCGGUACUUCCAGGCUUGGGGAUGGUCGGGUAGAUUUAACGAGAGUGAUUUCCAUCGGCUGGAUUGAAUUCCUGGGGAGACAGCGCUCAACAGUGCGCACUUUGAGAGAGACAGAGAGAGACAGACCCCAAAAUUUUCCUCGGUAAGCAGAAAAACGACGACACACACACUCUCCGGGAAGGAUGACGAGAAAGAAAAUUUUCAUAUGAUGAUGAAUUAAUUCAACGGCCGUGGGAGGAUGAUGACGAAGUGAGUUUCUGUUUGGUUUUUGUGUUAUUGCAUGAGGAGGCGAGGGCAUGUUCAGUUGGAACUUGAGAACAAAGGAAAAACGGUACAGAUGAUACCCCCAGUUUUCUUUUUACCUCAGGUACCAGCACGCAACACAGUACAGCACAGCACGGCACGGCACGGAAUCAUGGCGGCCAAAUGAAUGUUUUCUUUAGCAAGGUCAGGCAUGAUUGAUUUGAUGGGAGGGGAAAGAUGAGAUGUAAGAGCGUUGUUAAAAAAUGCAUCUCGUAUUCGUACAGGGCCUCGUUGAGGUUUUCUUUUUUGACCGUGGUCCAGG
This is a messenger RNA of Exophiala oligosperma, 3226 nucleotides long. RefSeq lists its product as uncharacterized. The record is from RefSeq and is a predicted model, not a curated record. Gene Ontology annotation, cellular component: nucleus. Gene Ontology annotation, biological process: DNA-templated transcription; regulation of DNA-templated transcription. Gene Ontology annotation, molecular function: DNA binding; DNA-binding transcription factor activity, RNA polymerase II-specific; zinc ion binding. The transcript is spliced from 3 exons. Lineage: Eukaryota; Fungi; Ascomycota; Eurotiomycetes; Chaetothyriales; Herpotrichiellaceae. Bases 41 to 2728 code for a protein of 895 amino acids.